UGUAUUAAAGUGUUUAUAAAGGAAUAAGUCAAUUUUUAAAAAGUGAAUUGUGAAAAACAAGAUAUGACAUAUGGCGCAGUCGGUAGGAUUCCAACUGGCAGCGGUAGAUUCCAAUCCUUCAAGGAAACAAAGAACCGAGUCUUUCAAGGAAACAAAGAACCGAGUCCUUCAAGGAAACGAAGAACUGAGCCCUUCAAGGAACAAAGAACCGAGCCCUUCGAGGAAAAGCAAAACCAAGAGAACCCGAUGAGUCAUCACUUGAAGAAAACCACGGAAGGAACACCUAGUGAAGCCCCUGGUGGAAAACUUCGAGAACAAGACGAAUCACCCAUGAAACAAAUACUGUCAACUGAGAAGAGUGAGAACCUGUCAAAUGGUGAAGAACUGUAUGCAGCGGAAAAAGAAUAGAUUGUGCGCCUUUGUGAGGAGUAAUCCACCCCAAGGCUGAAAUAUGAUGGUACACUUUCGAAAAUUAGUCUGUGAAUACCUUUGUCGGGUGAGUAAACAGCACAAAUAUAUGGCUUGGAAAGUAGGUAACCGGUAGUCACCUAGGCUAGAUAAUAGAACUCUGGAAUAGUACCUGUGAGUCAUAUUAUGGAAUAUGCUUUACGGCAGACCCAAUGAUACACUGACGAAAUUUCAGUUGAUUGAUCGAUAUUGAGGAUUCCUACGUUAAUGGACACAGUAACCUUAGUAUAGUAUGGCAUCUGCAAGUCGACUAUACCUGUGGACACAUUAGAUUCAGCAAUGCAGAACUUUUCCACGUAUAACUGACCGGCUCAGGGGCAGCUUCUUUCCACUCCCGAUGCAAAUUCAGCUCAGGCUGUUCAGAAAGUUGGUGCAAGAUGUAUUCAUGAGAUAUACUGCUAUUGAGAAGGCGAUAAGUCGUUUACCGACUGUUAACAGGAUCAAAAGAACUGAAGAACUUUUGCUCUUGAGACAAUGUUGCAAUGAGGACAGUUGGGUUCAUUUUGUUGAAGUUUACCUCUUGUGUAGACUCAGGGUCAUUUUUUUUGCCUACCAUGGUACAUAAAAGGUCCAAGCAGUAGCUAGGAGAAAUGUCAUUAUGGAAAAAACCCGUAUCAUUGUGGAAAAGCUUUCUAUGGCGACAAGGCA
Molecule: messenger RNA, 1116 nt
Organism: Leptinotarsa decemlineata (Colorado potato beetle)
Lineage: Eukaryota; Metazoa; Arthropoda; Insecta; Coleoptera; Chrysomelidae
Source: RefSeq, a predicted model, not a curated record